Xyrauchen texanus (razorback sucker) is the source of this 838-nucleotide messenger RNA. It is a transcript of the gene cldn10l2, whose product is annotated as claudin-10. The transcript is spliced from 6 exons. NCBI's taxonomy places the organism in Eukaryota, Metazoa, Chordata, Actinopteri, Cypriniformes, Catostomidae. The record is from RefSeq and is a predicted model, not a curated record. Bases 44 to 823 code for a protein of 259 amino acids. Gene Ontology annotation, cellular component: bicellular tight junction; plasma membrane. Gene Ontology annotation, molecular function: structural molecule activity. Gene Ontology annotation, biological process: bicellular tight junction assembly; cell adhesion.
UAAAUGCAAACACACAUUUACAUUUGUCAUACAGACGAGUAAAAUGAAGAAAAGUCUCAUACAGGUGUUUGGAUUCCUGAUCUCUACUCUUGGCUGGAUGUUUGUCAGCUGCACGAUCGCCAUGGACAACUGGAGAACCACUUAUGUUGGAGGCAAAGGAGGCAACUGGAUGAUCAAAGCAUUGUGGUAUUGGUCAAAUUUGUGGAAGGAUUGCAUAACAGACACAACAUCUGUCAUUAACUGUAGAGGAUAUGAUGUGAUGUGGGAAGUUACACCGUAUGUUCAGGGUGUUCGAGGGCUGCUGAUGAUAGGGAUGAGCCUGGGGUUUGUCUCCGCCAUACUCUGCUUUAUUGGGAUGGACUGUACUUACAUUGGUGGAAGUGUGAAAAUCAAGGAUAAAGUCUUACUCUCUGGAGCAGUAUUUCAUUUUGUUGGCGGUUUGUCAGCUCUUGCUGCAUAUUGUUUAUACACAAAUAGAGUGGCCAGUUCUGCAUUUGCACCCGCUGUUGACAGAAGUAUAAUAAGGUAUGGAAUAGGAACUCCAAUAUUCCUUGGAUUGGUUGGAAGUUUCUUAAUUAUUCUUGGAUCUAUUUUGUAUGCUGUGACAGUAAUUCCAAAAAGAAUGAUGAAUGCAUUCACACCAAAAACACCAACAGCCUCUAAGUCACAUGGCCAGCGGACAGCACGUAAAACACUGUAUAGUAGUGCCUACUACGCAGUAUCAAGACCCUCCAGAGAUCCCAGCCAGUCGAGCAGCUCUCACAUCUCUUGGAUAUCACACUUCACAGAGGAUAAAAUAUCUGCCAGAGAUACUUUUGUAUGAACUGUAGAAACAGUA